AUGGACAUUCCAACAAGUCAUUCAAGUCCCGAGCCGCGUACAACGCGUCCACUGUAUCCAGACCUGCCUUCUGCAUAUGCACAGAUUCAAGGCCGCAGAGCUGCAAGUCUCCAGCCAACCUCGUCCAACAGAAGUGCAACCCGGUUCCCUCUUAGCGCGUCGAGCUCGUCUUCCGAAGAAGACGGCUUUCAAGCUCUGCCGCUUGAUAGUGAUGCCAUACCACUGAAGAACCUACCGUGCCGCAAAGUCCAUUCCGCCCAGGGCAUUCUGCAUGAGGCUAAUUAUCACCAAGAGUCUAGCGCAGUGUUUGAGACCUCAGAGGACAACAGCGACCCCAAAUUGGACCGGAAAAGAGCCUCGACCACAUUGGACGACAUCCUGUCUCAAUAUGCAGAUGUCAACCUCACACGCUCUCGUUCACACAAUGAAAAUAUUGGCAAUGCAGGAUAUGUUGAGGCCGAGCACUUGAAUCCUGUCAUAGAUCGCGGAUUCGCAGGUGAUGCCGCCUGCUUUGGAACACUAACGAGACGACCGGGCCAUGUUGACUUGAGGCAUCACCUCCAUGGAUCUUACCAGCACGGUGCAGAGGACCAAAUUCCUCAGAACCCUGAAAGCUUCGGGGCCAAUGAUGAUGAUGACGAAGAUUGGUUGACGAUGCCAGAGAGUAGUCGCAGCGGUUUCUUGACUCCUUCGAAACUGCGAUUUCGCCUGGCAAAAAGAGGAACUGCAGACACGUCUAAUUCCAGCCUGACCGGCAGAAGAAGCCCUGCGUCACCCUGGGAUCCGCUACAAUUCAAGCCGCGUUCUCAACAACGGUACAAAGGCCCUUUGAACACAGAUCAGCAUCAACGUUCUCCCAGCCCAAAAGCGUAUGAAGAUAAAACCUCAGGAUGCGGACAAUGGUUACACAAGGGAUCAAAGUCUGUGACGACGACUGGACAAAUUGCAGAAGCUGAUGAACGAGACUGUCGUCUGGAUUCUGCCCGCGCCUCUACUGUCAAGGCACAACACCAUUCACAACUCAGACCGCGCCCUCUCAAACCAAUUCCUUCAGCACAUCUCACAUCUCAGUCUCCUUCCACACGGUCUCCCACAUUAUCAUCAUCUCGUCGGAUCAAGAGCGCUCUUCCAUCGAGUUCAUUACUUCCAAGAAUCCCAGAUCACGCUCAUACAUCAAAGACUCUCUCUUCUAGAGCCAUGGCCACCCUGAAUCGGACACCAGGAGGACCACAAACAGAUCAAACUCUCACGCUACCUUCUAUCUAUGAUGACUCUGCCAACACCAGCACUGCCACGACAGCAGAUUCUCAUCUCGGAGCUCUUCCUCUUCACAGUCGCAUUGCCACUGCCAACAACGCAGCUUUUAUUGGUGAACAUGUCGAGACAGCUGGAUCCGCCGGUACUCUCGACCCUUUUGUCUCACCGUCUAUCCAUGGUCUCGUCCCACGUCACAACAUUAGAAAAACAUACGUUUCCAGCCAAGAGGCGGAGGGUUUGGCAGCUCGACAGUACAACGAAGGUGGUUACAAAUUCAACGACGCUGAAAUCUCUCGAUUCCUCCGAGAUAGUCGUCUUCUCCGCCAAAGAUUUGAUCAUAGACACGAACAUGGACACAACAAUGUUUUACUCGGACGGCAAGGAAUUCUAGCCACAGGAAGCAGCCUUGCUGAUUUAUCAUCCGACUCAACCGCGUUGAGCCGUCUCCGACACGCCCGAACUCCAUCUUCCGGCAGUAACUACGAUACCAGUGACGACCGUGUUGGAAUUACCAAUCAAGUGACACGCAAAUUCAAGCAAUUCCUCAGCGGCACUGGCCCAGGAGCUACCGACGGCGCAAGCUCAGAGUAUUCAAGCCUCGGACGCGUUCACACCUCAACCAACGGCACCUCUCACUCUCUGACGCUUGAAGAGCCUGAAGAGAGCGUCGACACGUCCGACCCGGCCAUUUGUUGUGACCGCUACCCUUCCUUCCCCAUUGCCCCUGAGAUGCUCGGAGUCGUGCGUCUCGAGAACUUGGCCCGCGUCCCGUUUGAGCGAUUACAGCUCUGGGACGACGGCGAAUGGCUGGAGAAGGGCUGGUGUUUCGUGCACGAGCGCAUGGAAUACAGCCAUGCUGUGCUGGUUGGCAACGAGGCAGGCAUCAGCGAAGACCUUCGGGGCUCUGUCCAGCGUAAAGCUGGCAGAAUCCUGUUGGUCUUCGGGGCGGCGACGUUCUUGCUGGGUGGGUGGACCCUGAUCCACUCGAUCGGGGAGGGGGGCCCUCUGGCCACUUCGGCCAUGGCUGACGUGACAAGGUUGUUGGCGGGUGGAGAGGAGGUGGGUGUUGUUUGCUGUGUGCAUCCGGUGGAUGCGGCAAUGGCGCAAGCCAUUGAAAAGGCGGCGGUGUGGGUGGUGGUGUUGGCGGUUGUCGGUGUGUUGGCGGUGCUGUGCUGGGGGGCGGCCACCUUUUAG
Molecule: messenger RNA, 2451 nt
Organism: Fonsecaea multimorphosa CBS 102226
Lineage: Eukaryota; Fungi; Ascomycota; Eurotiomycetes; Chaetothyriales; Herpotrichiellaceae
Exons: 1
Coding region: 1-2451 (816 amino acids)
Source: RefSeq, a predicted model, not a curated record